This is a messenger RNA of Pseudogymnoascus destructans, 3089 nucleotides long. RefSeq lists its product as uncharacterized. The transcript has 3 exons. Lineage: Eukaryota; Fungi; Ascomycota; Leotiomycetes; Thelebolales; Thelebolaceae. The coding region runs from base 317 to 2815 and encodes 832 amino acids. The record is from RefSeq and is a predicted model, not a curated record.
GUUGUAUAAUAGACAGCUGUUAAUGACAUCAUCCUCACGCGACAGCUCUCUUUUGCUGCUUCAACCACAAUCGUCAGUUUCUAGCUUGUAGGAUUAACACAUCAACUUCAUGUAACGAAGUGUAGUGUGCAAUUUCAGAGUGCUCAUUCAUUUCUGUAAUUGACAGGUUGGACGUUGACUGUCGAGCUCUCAACUCUCUCUUAUGACGUUCCGGAUUUGACACAAGGUCUCACAUCUGCAUUGAGCUAUACUCCAACAAGCACAACUACCAGCACCACCGACACCGAUAUAAUACACACUCAAGACCUACCUCAAAAUGUGGCCCUUAUCCAAGAACCACCCCUCCAAAACAAACGGCUCCUCCAAAAAUUCCAUCGCCCAGCCGUCCUCGAAACCAACUGCCUCCUCUCAGAAUCCAAUGCCACCAUAUCACCCAUCCGCAAGACCAGGCUCCACCUCCGGGAUCCCAAUCCCACAAACAAUCACCACUGCGACACAACUCCUCGCCCCGGGCAGGGCACCCCCCUCAUCAGCGCACCCCCCACUAUCCCAGCGCCACCAACAAUACCCCCCCAAACCACCACCACUCCAACAACAGCAACAAGACGAGCAACUCCUCCUCCUCCAACAACAACAACAGCAGCAGCAACAGCAACAACAACAGCAACAGCAACAACAACAGCAACAGCAACGCUCCCGGCCCCCCACCCCCCUCAAGAAACAAAGCAGCGGCGUCGCCUCCACCCUCUCCAAGCGCCCCUCCGGCGCAAAAACCCCCACCACACCGGGAAGGGGACACUCCUAUACCAACAGCGGCGGCAGCGGAACCAGCAUCGCCAACUUUGGGCGCUGGGGCCGCCGCAGCCUGCCUUCCCCGCCUGACUCGCUCGCUGGGAACGGCGAAGCGGGUGCUGCGACACAGCUGGGGGAGCGGAGGAGCUGGGGCGCAACAGGGCCCGGGGAGCGGAGGAGUUGGGGAGCGGCGGGGACGGGGGGACUGGGGGCGGCUGGGGCGGCGGGGCCGCCGAGCGAGCAGAGGAGGAGUUGGGGGGCGGGGAAUGGGGAGAGGGGGAUCGGGAGGGUGGCGGCGAAGAUUAAAGCUGCGGUGGGGAGUAAGGUCGGGAGUCAGGUCGAGAGUUUGAGUGGGAGGGGUGGUGGGGAGGGGGAGGGGAAGAGGAAGAGUGGUGUUAGUAGUGCGGCUGUGUCGCCGACGGGUUCACCUGGCGAUAGUGAUGGUGGGGUACCAGAGCCAAAGAGCGGGUGGAGCGACAAGGUGAAGGGGAGAAGGAAGAGGAGUUCAAGGUGGCGGGCAAAGAAGGUGGAUGAGGAUGUGAUGCCACCGGGGAUGUUGCCGGGGACGGGGGGGCUGGCGAAUAGGCCGUGGGGACGGCGGGCGAUCUGGGGGCGGCGGGCGAGCGCGAGCGAGAAGGGGGAGGAGGGGGAGGAGAAGAAGAAGAAGGUUGGGGGGUUCGUUACGAUGCUGGAUGCUAGUCCGGCGCCGAUUAGGUUGCCUGGUUAUGAGAAGGUGUCGAGGAAGUCGGGGGAAUUGGAGGGGGCGAAAGAAGACGUGAAGGGGAAAGAGGCGGAAGAGGAGGAACUGGAGGAGGGUGAGGAGGAAGACGAGUGGGAUGAGGAUAGUUUGGUACGGCUGUCCGACUGGUGGAGACAGAUGCUUGGGAAAGGGAAGGAUCCAACCUGGCAGGAACUAGAUAUGAUGUCCGCCUUCCUGACCGAUCUGUACGAUGAGGAAACACCCUCUCUGGAGAUGAUCCUGACAACGCGGUUGCACAAGCUGCUCGAGGCGCUGAUUAAGGCGGCCGGCGAGCAAGGACUGCGCUACGAGGGGAAGAGGUACCGCAAGAUCGCGCGCAAGGCGACCGAGAUAAGGGACAAGUGGAUGAAUGAUAUGGGCAGCCAUCUAUACGAUAUGCGGAAGGAGCGGCGGAAGAUGCUGGAAGGUGAGAAGGGGAGGCUUGCGAGAGUGCAUAUGCGCCCGGUGGGCGAGCAUAGCUCGCGGUGGGUGGUGGAAGGGCACGGCGUGGAGGAGGGCAUCGAGUUCGAGCCUGGAAUGUGGUGGCUGAACGACGCGUGCGCCGAACGCGAUGGUAUGCUAACGGACACUCGCGGCAACGUAUCCGUGUCGCCGCAAUCGGUCUCUGUGGUGACGCUGGCGUUUGGCGAGGAGAUGCCGACGCAAAAGCCGACAAUCACGCGGUUUACGCACUGCGGUCGCAUCGAGACGAUGAUGCUGCCGCUGAUGCGGGCGCUGGAUAAGCGCGUGCAGGUGCUGCGGCGGUAUACUCUCAAGUCGCGGCUGGCUCCCGAGGCUGGGCUGCGGUAUGACGGGUUCUAUGAUAUUGUGUUGUAUAGUUUCCAGCGGUUGUCGUGGGAUGAGAGCGUCUUCAGGGUGGUGGUUGAGUUUGAGAGGUGUCUGGGGCAGAGACCGAUGGAUACGGUGCUGGCUGUGCCGAUACCGAGUAUGCUGGAUGAUUGGGAUAUUUACCAGGAGAUCAAGGAUGAUAGCAUGAGACGCAGCGUGGGGGAGGUGUGGUAUCGCCAGAGCUUGAGUAAGGAGAGGGAGGAGGAGAGGGAUCGCUUGAGCUGGCAUCAGGUGCGUGCCGAUGAGGAUAGGAGAAGGGCGGAGGAGGAUAAGAGGAGGGAGAAGGAGGAGGAGCGGCGGGCGGAGGAGGAUGAGAGGAGGGCGGUGGAGGAUGAGAAGAGGGAGGCGCAAAUGAAGAAGGCUGGGAGGGAGCUGCAGUAUUUGGAGGAACAGGAGAGGAUAGAGGCCGAGGGUGGUGGGGAGGAGAGUGUGUAGCGAUAAGCUUCAUGGGUAGAAUGAAGGUAGUUCCGGGGGGUAGCAAAGAACCCUAUAAAUGUAAUAUAUACUGUACAGUCAGGAAUCUAAUCGUUAGGUACAAGACCUAAAUAGGAAAUACUUUCGAACGAGCUUCCUCGUCGUCUUGGUCAACGACGUACACAAACCGAGCGGCGUCAGAGAUGAGAGUGGACCUUGAUCAAGGCAAGAGUUUGAUUAUCAAUACUAAAUUUGCAGGGGCCCAGCCAUCAACGUUCUGAUCAACAAGAUCCUG